Messenger RNA from Chrysemys picta bellii (western painted turtle), 2718 nucleotides. RefSeq names its product galactose mutarotase (gene GALM). The record is from RefSeq and is a predicted model, not a curated record. Gene Ontology annotation, molecular function: aldose 1-epimerase activity; carbohydrate binding. Gene Ontology annotation, biological process: glucose metabolic process; beta-D-galactose catabolic process via UDP-galactose, Leloir pathway. Lineage: Eukaryota; Metazoa; Chordata; Testudines; Emydidae.
AGGGGGGCGGCUUGCCCCGUCCCGCGCGCCGCCUGCCCGCGCGCCUGGCGCCAAGGCUGAGGUAACCGCUCCCCCCGCUACGCGGCUGUAGUUAGCCGGGUGUCGCCCCGCAGCCCCCCUGCGAUGGCUGCCCCGGGCCACACAGGAGCCAGUGGCAGAGCCGGGCCCCGGCCCCACAGCCUCGGCGACGCCCCGACCACAAGGGCAGCCUUGAUAAGCGUUUGGCCUCAAGCACAUCCUGUGGCAAGACAUCCAGCUGUGGGGAGAAAUGACAGAGGUGACCAGAGAGGUGUUUGGACACUUGCCCCAGAAGGGAGGAGGAGGGGCUGUUGAAAAGUUCCUGCUGAAAUCAGACAGAGUUCAAGUGGAGAUUAUCUCCUUAGGCUGUAUAAUCACUGCACUGGAAACCAAAGGCAGGGAUGGGAACCUCUCUGACAUUGUCCUGGGCUUUGAUCGCUUGGAAGGUUAUGUCAACAAACACCCCUACUUUGGAGCCACAAUUGGGCGAGUUGCUAACAGAAUUGCUAAUGGGAAAUUCACGGUGGAAGGAAAAGAGUAUCAGUUGGCCCUCAACAACCCACCCAACAGCCUGCAUGGAGGGAACAAAGGGUUUGACAAGGUUCUCUGGACCCCAGAGGUGCUGCUAAAUGGCAUACGCUUCUCCAGAACGAGUCCAGAUGGUGAGGAAGGGUAUCCUGGGGAACUAAAAGUCUGGGUGACCUACACGCUCGAUGGUGGGGAACUAGCAAUAAACUACCGAGCUCAAAGCAGCAGCACUACUCCUAUUAGCCUGACAAACCAUGCCUACUUCAAUCUAGCAGGCCAGGGAUCACAUGAUAUCUACAACCAUAUGGUCUCCAUAGAAGCAGACUCUUACUUGCCUGUGGAUGACACCCUGAUCCCUACUGAGCACACCAUCCCCCUAGUGGCAGGACGAUGGAGGUUUACACCACUCAGCCUGGGAUCCAGUUCUACACUGGAAAUUUCCUGGACGGCUCGCUGGAGGGGAAAGGGGGCUCUGUGUAUCCCAAGCAUUCAGCCUUCUGCCUUGAAACACAGAACUGGCCGGAUGCAGUUAAUAAGCCCCAUUUCCCCAGUGCGCUGCUGCGGCCAGGAGAGGAGUAUAACCACACAACUUGGCUCAAGUUUACUGCAGCUUGAGGAGUCACCUCUGCAGCCACAAGGAGAAAUUCAUCACAAAGUGCUCUGCGUAGUGGGAGGGGAGCAGGGGAAAUCACUUAAAAUAGCACCAGGAGCUUCCAAACUUCUCCAGCACAGGCAGAGGGGACAGGUGCCAGGACGUCUCCUAAGGACGGCGUUUGUCAAAGCUCUCGACACUGGCUUGACGGCUCCCAUUGGAAUCACUGGUAAAGCUCCCCUUGAUGUCAACAGAGGGAGUUAGGCCAGCGCUGAGGCCCUGAUCCCCAAAGGGACUUAUGCACCAAACUGCCGUUGAGUUCAAUAGGAAUUAGGCACCUAAGUACCUUUAAAACCUGGUCCUUAGUGGCUACAAAACUUGUCUUCCUCAUCCAUCAAUUGGACCAUGUCAAGGCCUCUUUUAAACUCCUCUCCCCUGUCUCCUUCCCCAUGGAAUCCCCAGGGCCAUGCAAUUUCCAUUCGGGAUGAACUUGUCUUUGAGUCAUUCCCACUUGCCCUGUCACGUUUGUCUCUUCCCACUCCCCCAUCAGAGCUUUUUUCUGCACCAAACCUUCUGCCAUUCAAGUGCUAACUAAAACCUCACUUCUGUGACCCCAGAAGUGAACCAAAAAUAAAUCUACCCACUAUUCCUUCCUCUGGGCUGCCCCAUGCAGCCCCGCUUCUCUGUAUCUGUCUUUUAGGCCUGGUCUACACUAGAAAGUGUUACCUGUGUCUCGGUUAGGGGUGUGAUGUUUUACCACUACAGUUAUACCAGGAAAGACACUAGUGUGGAUGCAGGUAAACCGACAUAACACAGAUAUACUUAUUGCCCUCUCAUCUAGGUAUAAAACAGUCCAACUUACUAGUGUAGAGAAGCCCCCAAAGAAAGAAACACCUUUGCACGGGUAGCGCUCACUCGUGCAAGUAGGGACUAAAGCCAGGGGAUCUGUGGCCUCCAUCCUCAAAGGCAUUCAGCUACCUCACGCCCAUGGGGCGUUACCUUUGAGGCUCUGGGCCUAUGUGCAGGACUAAGGCCAGGGCUGCACAACAAGCAGUAGCCAGUGUCGCUAGGUUGGAUGGGGUGUGCUGUGAUUGACUCAGCUGUGCUGGCAGAACCCCCCUAGUCAUACCAGCUGAGCUGCGCUUUGGCUGGUACUGCUCAUUUUGCACGAGGGGGAUGGAGUAAGUUACACCAGCAGCAGUGCAGCAUUGCCAGCGUAAGCUGCAUUGCACUGGGCAGGUAACGUACCCUGGCUACGUGUUCCGUGUGCAGAUACGGCCUAAGGACCAUUCACAAAACUAAGGCUCUGCAGGAGCAGUGAUUGGCAAGAUCUGCUUGACCUUGUGUUGCUUAAAUAAUAAAAAUGGACGUCCUCUCAACCCACGUCCUGGGCGCCGCUGGCAGAAAACUUCUCUGAGAUUUAAAUCUGCUCAACUUCAUCAUUUGAAUAGUUAAUCUUCCAUCUGGUGCUAGUAGCUGAUGCAGGACUUAUGCCUACCUAACUGUAUAAAGAUCUUGCUUAUUACUCACUUUCACUGUAUUGCUUUUACUUCCUCAAUAAAAAUGAAUUUUCAAGAUGA